This is a messenger RNA of Rhinocladiella mackenziei CBS 650.93, 3831 nucleotides long. RefSeq lists its product as uncharacterized. Gene Ontology annotation, molecular function: monoacylglycerol lipase activity. Lineage: Eukaryota; Fungi; Ascomycota; Eurotiomycetes; Chaetothyriales; Herpotrichiellaceae. The record is from RefSeq and is a predicted model, not a curated record. The transcript has 2 exons. Bases 1 to 3831 code for a protein of 1276 amino acids.
AUGCUACUCCUUCACCAGACAGGCUCCGUCAAGGUCGGUGAAGUUGUACGAUACACAGUGACCUACACUCCCGGCCAGGACCGCAUACUCCCGCUUCCUUCUCAUCUCUAUGUCAAGAUCAAGAACACCGCCGCGAUCCCUUUGCGGGCUGCUUAUCUACAUGGACCAUACACCCUCUACGUAGCUUGCUAUCCUUCAACAUUCGAUCCUUACCAAAAACAUGAAAGAGUCAAGGAAGAGGGGGCCCCCGAGUUCGAACCACAAUUGAAAGCGGGCGGGCAGUGGAGUGCUAAACUGACCAUACCAGACGAGGUGCGCCGUGAUGCUCAACAUGGUAACGACGGGCAUGGCGCUGCGGGGAGAGGUGAGCAAAAGAGUUUUACGUGGAUCGUAGAAGUGGCUUCGCAAGUCAUCUUCUCGAAGACGGCCAGCGUGCACUAUGAAGUCCUUGUCGGACGAGACGAGAAGUCGGUCGACCUGGGAUUUCACGGAGCCAUCGGGUCGGGACAUGGUGCGCCGGGAAGAUUAGAGGACCACCAGCAAAGCCGGUCGAGGAAUGCUGCAUACCCCAAGGGCGUCUUUUCCAAAGCAGUCAAACUGGUUACUGACGACACCCAGAGCCUUUGGAACAAACCCCCUUUUCCCGAGUGGGACGAGGAUGGUCAAGUUAAGGGGGAGGAAGGACCCCGACUUGGCGACAAGCGAGACAUCGGCGCCAAGGUUGACAAGAAGCAGCGCAAACAAAAGAAAAUCCAUCUUGUCCUGCUCACUCAUGGUCUGCACAGUAACUUGGGUGCAGAUAUGCUGUACAUGAAGGAAAGUAUCGAUACCGCGGCGAAGCAGGCACGGGAAGAUGCUAGACGGAGACGAUCGGAAAGAAGAGCCCGACGGGUGACGGCGUCUAAUCAAUUUGGGCGAGAUGCUAUUGACCAGAAAUCAAAAUCUGCACCCGAUGUGGCGAUCACAGGCACCGAGGAGGAUGCAUAUGAAACUUCAGAUGAAGAGGAAGAGGAAGUCUAUGUGCGAGGAUUCCAUGGCAACGCGGUCAAGACAGAACGUGGGAUUCAAUAUCUCGGCAAGAGAUUCGCCAAAUAUGUUCUUUCAAUUACCUACCCCGAUCAGCCAUACCUACCAGUUAAGAGCUCGCUAGGCAAAUCUCUCUCCGAAUCACUGGCCACGUCGAAACCGACACCGGAAGAUGGAGCGCAGCCUGCCCACAAAAACAGCAGCAUCAUCAAAGAUGAGAACCAUCGAAACCACAAUCUUCCCUACAAAAUUUCAAGUAUCAGCUUUGUCGGUCAUUCUCUCGGUGGACUCAUACAAACGUAUGCCAUUGCCUAUAUUCAGAAGCAUUCGCCGGAUUUCUUUGACCUGAUCAAGCCUGUCAAUUUUGUGGCAAUGGCUAGCCCUUUCCUCGGUCUGAGCAAUGAGAAUCCAGUCUAUGUCAAGUUCGCACUUGAUUUUGGCCUUGUAGGCCGCACCGGGCAGGAUCUGGGACUUACCUGGCGGCCACCCACCCUUGCAAAGAGUGGCUGGGGUGCCGUCAUUGGUGGCUUAACAAACGAAGCACAAAAGGGACUGAGAGAGCCUGAUCCGGGAGCGAAACCGUUACUUCGCAUCCUGCCGACGGGCCCCGCCCAUGUUGCUCUCCAAAAAUUUCGAAAUCGUACCGUCUAUUCGAAUGUGGUCAACGAUGGGAUAGUACCGUUGAGAACAUCUUGUCUCUUGUUCUUGGACUGGAGAGGCCUGGGACGAGUCGAGAAAGCCAGACGGGAAAGUGGUUUGGUAGGUACAAUGGUGGGAUGGGGGUGGGCAGAGAUGACCGGUCAAAAUGCCACUGCUCCUCGGAAACCACUGACGUGGAAUGACCUCUUCAGCGAUAGCGGCGACGAUGUGAGCAAUGCGGGCAAGUCAUCGCCAGACCCACAAUCGAGUGUUCCUCAGGCGGAGGCAAGUCAAGGAUUUGAUUACGACGAAAGGGCCGAGCCAGAUGAGGGUCAAUUUUUGGCUGAAAAGGCCACUUCGCUCAGUUCAGAACACGGCACGGGGGGUGCUUCCUCAACCUUCUCGGCCCCGAAUCUAUGGACAGAAUUACUCAAUUUCUUCAAGCCACAUGCUGGUCAUCACAGACCAGAGCCAAAGAGUCCCCGAAAGACACAAAAGAUCUAUCGUCGCGGGCAAACGAUGCACCAUCACCCUGCUCCGUCAGAAGACACUUCACAAGAGGGUUCUGGAGAAUGCAAUGACAACGACGGAUGCGAUGGUCAGAAGGGUCUAGUUCGAGGGUCAUCGUUGUAUACCAACAGCACUGAAAUCGGCGACGUAGAGGCCCCGCCACGGACGACAUUCUUCGAAUCCGCAGGCGAUGUCCUCAGCCCUCCUCUGCCUCCACGGGAUUUCCUCAUCGACCCCCGGGCCCGGCCGAGAACAAUAUGGCAUGACCGAGUCUACCAUCCACAAGACAUUCCACCGCCUCCAGCGAAACGACAACGAACGUUCAUGGUUAGACGAUCCUCCUCUUGCGAUGGAUCCCAACCAUCUCUCUUCUCGCCGACAACUCCGACCGAUCCUCACCGCCCUCCGUCAAGCCAGUCCUCCACUUCGAGCCAGACAGUCGGCACGAUGAAGAUUGAAGAGAAAAUCGCACGCGCCUAUCAUAAGGACCUGUCGUGGCGCAAAGUUCUAGUUCGACUUGAACCGGAUGCUCACAAUAACAUGAUCGUACGCCGAAUGUUCGCCAACGCCUAUGGCUGGCCUGUUGUCAAGCACGUGUGCGAUACACACUUUGCAUAUACCGCGGCGGCACAGACACGGGAUGAAGAUGAGAAGACCACCGACCGGGCGAGGUCAAGUCAUAUGGGCGUCGCUGCCGGAGGGGAACAGGUUAAAGGCCAGACCGACAUGCCGGCAGAAGAGGCCGAGGAAGAAAUCCGCAAAAGGAAGCACGGCGAAACGGAUGGGCCGCCCUGGCCGCGAAGCGCAGAUGAUGUCGUCCUCACAGCGGUUCGUCCACAAGAAAUUGACGGCGUGCAUGAUGAGUUACAAGGAUUGCACACUCAAUGGAAAGUGCAGGACGGCGUGCGCCAGCGCAACAGUCGGACGGAGUCAGAGAUCCGCGAAUCCCGCGACGAUAUAUCAGAGCUCGUUUCGAGAGUGAGUGUGACCGGUGAAAGCAGUAAUGCGACCAGCUACAGCAGCAUGAAUUCGGGCAGAGCCGCGUUGGCGCGCUUAGCGAGACAAGACAGUGCCAGAUGGAGUGAUCAUUUCUUUGAGGGAAGCGAUGACGGAGAAGAUGAAGAAGACGACGAUUCCGUACUGCUGGAAGAAUGGAGGAAAGCAAGACAUCGAGGCGAGUUGGAUAAGCUGAAUGACAACUUCGACGGGGCAGGCGGGCUUGAAGCGAGAAUUGCCAAUAGCUUAUCGUCGAGUCCGCGGAAUACGAAGCUCAAUCCGACCAAAGAGAAAGCUGGACCUUCAACACCGGGCCCAGACAAGCACAUGAUCACCUCGCCGGAAACGCCACUCUCCGCCGAGCCCGCGGAAUUGGAACCUCUUUCGCAUUCCUCUGGGACGAACACCCCCCGUGCUGAGCCCGGUAUAGAGUUGGGGCCUGGAUCAAUCACCUCGUUGAGCACUGAUGGCGGGCUGGGCUUGUUCCUAGGCGAAAACAUCGAAGACAGACAGAGUCGAGAGAUACGACGUGGCAGAUUAGGUUCAAGUGUGCAUGCCAGUGCCGGUGUAAGGAGAGAAAGUCUCCAUGUUGCGGAGCAGGUCGUUUUGGUGCAGAGCAAGAAAGAGAAGCAACGGGAGCGUGAUCGAUCUGCGUCGUGA